CCUGCAGCGUCUGGUCCCACCCCUCUGAAACACAUCUGAUGCCUAACGUAGGAAAUUGCUCUAUGCUCCAUUUAGUUACUUGAUCCGGUCACCCACAUAUAAUGAGCCUCCUGCUACUCCGGCAAUUCUCUCUAACCUAUUCUUACUGUUCCCAUCUAUCGGGACCUCACUGCUAGCCUUGAUGUCCGCCAUGAUCUCUCCUGUCCAGGUCGCGCGCUUGGUGGGGUUGCUGGCCCCACUAUCCCUUUAGAAGAGCGUGGAAAGAAGGGAUUCUGCCUAACAAAACUAUUGAUUUCCCUCUCUGCCCCCAGUUCAAAGCUGUUCACGAGUAAUCUCUGCUCGAUGUUUUUCUCGUCAUUAUGGUCGAAGCAUACAGUCCCAGCCAGUAGCUUUAUUCCGAGGACUGUGAAUUUGGGGUUUCUUCUCCCGGUCAUGUCAGAGCCUAGCAAGACUUCUUGCCCACCCUACACCCUGAAAUGGACACUCUGCCAGAAGAAGACGAGGCUCCACAAGCUCACUGGGAAUGCGGUCCAGAAUAUCAUAUCCUACCCCAGCAUAUUUUGGGACGAUAAACUCGAGUCUGAGAUUGCAGAUGUCGUGGCGCAGAAGCGAUUAGCCAACACCCACGAGGCUGAAGAGACACAACUCGUAUGUUCAAUCAAUGCUCGCGGCGAAGAGGCCAUACCCGGGCGUUUCCCGGGGUCCGACGUCAACUGGGCAGACGUAGAUGAACAGAUCGCGAUACAUGCAUACAUGCAUGGAUCCUGUGUCAGCUUGCCGCAUAGCGUAUCAAUCAUGUAUAGUAGGAGACGAGACGGCCGGCCGGUUCUAUUCGGGGGUGGCCGUGUGCGGCCAAAACGGCGAAUGGUAGAACGUAUUCUUCGGACGGCGCGCUCGCUGCACUGUACUUUCUGAGCAAUUGCUCGACUCGUCUGAUUUUCAGAAGCGGAGCCCGAAUUUCCUUGUGCUUCUUAUGAGAUAGCUGUCGUGCCAUGGCUGUGCUAGUGUCGCGAACAGAGGUGCUUGGGCUCGGUCGGUGAAGAGUCUACUAGCUCGCGUUGAACUGUUUUCCUCUUCGGUUUUAGCCGCGAUUAUUCCGCUGCCAGGCCCC
This is a messenger RNA of Emericellopsis atlantica, 1111 nucleotides long. RefSeq lists its product as uncharacterized. The transcript has a single exon. NCBI's taxonomy places the organism in Eukaryota, Fungi, Ascomycota, Sordariomycetes, Hypocreales, Bionectriaceae. The coding region runs from base 343 to 915 and encodes 190 amino acids. The record is from RefSeq and is a predicted model, not a curated record.